AAAAUAUACAUAGAGAAAAUAAGAGGGUACGAGAAAGAAAAGUGGGGACAGAGGAGUGCAAGAGAAAAAGAACGAGAAAGAUAAAGAUAAAGAUAAAGAAAGAGAAAAAGAGAGAGAGAGAGUGAUACUCGCAAGAGAUCAAGUAAACGACGACUAUACGUCAUAGGCGAGUACGCGCGUGGCGAUAUACGAACUAUACCCGUGGCAUCUUCUCUCUUGAUACUUAAACUGGUGGUGCGCUUUGAAGCCGGUCGCUUUAUAUGUUGUUGUUCGUGCGCUUGGAAUCCGUUACGACGACGAGUUCUUCUCGUGGCGUUUCUCCCGAUCGGACGCCGCCAUUGUUAUCGUCCGCGUUUGAGAAGAGAAGACGACGCUCGGUCGCGUCCUAAUACAUAAAGAUUACUACGAUCGGUUGUUUCUUUUACUCUUUACGAGAAGAGGAAGAAAAAGAAGGUUGGAAAGGUUAAGAAAGUUUUAUAAUAAGAAAGAGAGAUAGAGAAUAAAGAAAAAAAGGAAAAGGAACCAGCAGUGGGCUCUCGUGUACACAAAGUGUCCAGUGCAUUAUGUGAUUGUUUUCCCAGCGACGCGCUUUCCUCGGCCACCGGUGAUCGAUUCGAAGAGCGUGAAGGAUGCAGGGACUGACGUUCCCGCGUCGGAAAGGGAGAUUCACCCCGUCGUCGUCGUCCUCGUCGUUGCUAGUACUACUCCUACUGCCACUGGCCGAGCUACCCCUCGCGAACGGUUCUUGCGAGUUUCCAGCAAGUUGGGCGGGAGAAUGGUAUCAACACGGAAAACCGGUACCUAUUAUCAUAAAUGCAACGAUGUUAGGCGAAAGAAAAUGCGUGGAAAGAAGAAAAGACAAGUUUAUUACGUACGGUGAUAAAUGUUACCACUGUAUGAUCAUUACUGCCAGGCACGAAAACGUCAUUCAAUAUCGCGAAGGAUUCUGCAAUCCAGACCCAAUGGAUCUGGAAAACAUGUGCUCGAUGAUCGGUUCGGACGAUAUUCUAUAUUCUAUGUUUCGGAUAAACUCUAAGCCCAUACCUUGUCCAUUCAGCGGCCCUCCAUUCACUUUUUCGUAUAAUCGAGGAUACCGAGAGUGCGCAGUACCUAUAAGUUUGGCCGAACGAUGUACAGACGAGAGUAAGCUUCUUCUUAAAUAUCAGGCUUGUCCGGACAUCGAUGGAACGGAAAGUAAUACGGAAGAGUUGCAGUGCCUAGCGGUGUGGAACGACGGUGGACGUAAUAAAUAUUUAGUGGGUACAUUAAAGGGAAGAAAUGCUGUUGCUAAUGAAAUAACAUUUAGGUGCUUUUUGUACGAAGAGAAACAUCAUCAGGGAAAAGUGGUUUAUAUGCUCGCUCAUUCCGGAGAACCUACUUGCAAUGGUUUGACGACGGUAUCCGAGGCAUCCCUUACAAUAAAACUAACGAAAGUGGACAAAGAACACAGUAGAUGCAAAUAUCCAUCAUGGGUUACACAACAUCACGAUUGGCAUUCAUUGGAUGGCACAAAAAUGUAUCACUUUACAAACAAGAAUGCAACUCUUAAAGUAAAGGCACAAGAAACCGAUAGAGAAGCAUUUCACGAGGAAAAAAUUGUAUGUCAUAAUUUAGAAAAGAUGCAUCCUAACGAUAAUAUGCAAGGUCACAAAGUGAAGUUGAUAGCUCAUGUGACCAGUGGUUGUGACAUCGGUUACGUAUGUAUGAUAUUCCAUAAGAGAGAUGGACACAUUAUUGAAAUACAACAAUCCGCACAAAAGGCAAUCAUGCCAGAUGAAGUCUGUUCCCUUUGGGAUCCUUCGAAUAUGCCUUAUACGACUUUAAUAACUUCUUUCCUACAUCAAAGAAAAUGUUCACACGCCGGUCGGUACUCCAUCAUGGAUUUUGCCCCUUCAAACGUAUUCUCGGAUACUCCCAGACGACAGCGUCGCAGUGAGAAAUCUUCGAAAACGGCAAAAAGAAGGACAUGGCAGGACGAUAUUGAAGACGAGGAGUGUAGGAGUACGGAUAUUCAAAUAGGAUGCAGCUCGUCUGAUCAAAAUGAAAUGGUAAUAGCAAAUACUUGUGAACACGAAGAAAAAGCAUAUUCAUGUCACGGUAGUUGGGAAGAAAAAGGUAUAUGGUAUACUAUAGUGUCUCAAAAAAGUACAGAACUUAGGGUAGGCCUAGGACAAACGUAUUGUUUCUCAAUGCGGCCUGGUACAAAUCCAGAAAAAAGUCAAGAUAGGAGUAAAUCGUUACAACAAGAACAAGAAUUAUGGCUUUCGAAGCCAACACGUUUUUGUCAAAGGAAUGGAACAAAUGAAUGGACGUAUAGACUCUCCAGUCAAGGUGUCUGUGAAGAUUUAAUGAAGGCAGCGUCGAGUUUAGCGUCUACUUUCUCAUUGAGUAGCAGUACGAUUAUCGUUACAAUAGUCACAACGACGCACACGAUAUUGUCCAGAUGAUUCGACAGAAAAGGCUUGUAGAUAUUGACUGCUACUUAAAACAUAAACUAUAAUUAACAGCAGCUACUAACAGGCCAAUCGGUCAAUAUAACAUUAUUAUUAUUAUUAUUAUUAUUAGUAUUAUUAUUAUUAUUAGUAUUAUUAUUAUUAUUAUUAGUAUUAGUAUUAUUAUUAUUAUUAUUAUUAUUAUUAUUAUUAUUAUUAUUAUUAUUAUUAUUAUUAUUAUUACUAUUAUUAUUAUAUUGACAAAAGAAAUAGGCAAACAUCGAUGAUUGAAAAUGAUAGUUUAAACUUUCUAAAAAAUUGCUAGUUUUUUAAUAGUAAAGGAAACGAACAAUAUACAACUUAAGGAACGAUCGAAUACAUUAUAAAAGCUGCAAAGCAGCCAGAAAAAAUUCUCUUAUAUGUUCAAAGGCUGUUGCAAAGGUUGUUUAUUGAAACAAUUUAAUUUCUGUCACUGUUCAAAUAAUUGUUAUAAAAUCAUUUUAUUUUUCUAUACAUAUUAGGAAUGUAUAUGCUGACAGAAUAACCGGUGAUUUUUCGAUAACAUUAUAAAUUUGAGCUUACGAUUAAAUAGAUGUUGGUACUUAUUCCUCUCGUAAAGUAUGUAAAACUGUACGUAACUGUCGAUGCUCUGAAGUUUUAGAAAUAUAUUUUAUAUUUGUAUAUCUCUAAUGUUUAUACUGUUUAUACUAGCAUGGCCAAUUUUUACGCAAUAAUUCAUAAUAUCAUUGCAACGAUAUCUCUAAGGACCUUACCACGUAACAAAUACCGAAUGUGUUAAGAAUUGUCGCAUCAAAGCAGAUAUGGAUUGAUCUUUAAUUUAGCAGAAAACGUUGUUGCGUUAUGUACAACGUAAGAAUAUUUUUCUUUUAACGGAAUAUGACAUUGGUACCUACUGCCCGUUCCUAGUAGCUCUUGAAAUAAAACUAUAAAAAAAAAAAAAAAAAAAAAAAAAGAAAAAAAAAAGAAAAAAGAAAAAAAAAGAAGAGAAAAAGAAAAAUAAUAAAUAUCCUUCUUUUAUACUGACAUAGAUACGAGUAAUCAUGAUAUCUUUUUAUUAAAAUGAUUCUAUAACAUUCCAAAUAUUAUAUAAUCGAUUAAAAAAGUUCAAGCACCAUUAUUAGCCACGAAAGUAAAAUCAAUGAUAAGAUUCUAAUGCAUUUAUAAUUAAUAUUUUUCAAUCUGUCAAUUUUUAUAUUAUUUCAAGUUGACCCGUAAGUUGUUAGUUACAGUAUAUUUAUAUACACACACAUAUAUAUAUAUAUAUAUAUUUUCUUUUUAACGAACAGACAUUACUAUCCCAACAUUAUAUCGUUGGUAGAUCUUCAAAUUCUAUAUCUCUCAUUUAACAGAAAAUGUUAAAAGAUAUAUCUAAUCUAACAGGUAUAGAUUAUUAGCAACAGUCUUUGAAUAGAACCAUUUCUAAAGUUGUAGGUUUGAUAAAUUGAUGUAAAUUAUUAAUAACCAAGCUAUUGUAAAUAAAACCAGGGUAUAAUUAAUCGAUACUACUUCAUUUGAUUUAUACUCAAUUGAAAAUGAAGUAAUAUAUGUAAUUAUAAAUUAUAGAUAAUUAACACGAUAAAUUCGUUUAAUGUAAUAGCGAAUGAACAGUUUUUAUCUUAUAGCUAGUUAUACAUACAUAUAUGUGUAUAUCUGUAUAUAAUAAUUUAAAUAUUGUAUAAAGACUGUUUUUAAAGAGUAAAAAGUUUACACAGCUCUCGACCACGUUUAGCUAAUGAAAGAGGAAGAAAAGAGCAACAAAAAAAAAAAAAAAAAGAAAAAACAAAAAAAGAAGAAAGAAUGAAAGAAAGAAAGAAAAGAAAAGAAAAGGAGAAAAAAAACUAGAAGGCAUACAUACGUGGCUUUGAGCGCGCGUCCUCUGAUACAAUUUUCGAUUUAAGAUAUUCUUGGAAAUAAAAAAAAAUAUUUGUAUUUUGCCGAUAAUUAAUAUGUUUCUACUGAAUGGCAUUGUACGAGAGAUAAUCAACGAGAUUGAUCUCUGGGCAAAUACAAGAUUUAUAUUUAACUUUGUGAAAUAAAAUGCUUUGUCUUUUUA
Vespa crabro (European hornet) is the source of this 4506-nucleotide messenger RNA. RefSeq lists its product as uncharacterized. The record is from RefSeq and is a predicted model, not a curated record. The transcript has 14 exons. NCBI's taxonomy places the organism in Eukaryota, Metazoa, Arthropoda, Insecta, Hymenoptera, Vespidae. Bases 630 to 2447 code for a protein of 605 amino acids.